Tigriopus californicus is the source of this 3058-nucleotide messenger RNA. RefSeq names its product phosphatidylcholine:ceramide cholinephosphotransferase 1-like. Gene Ontology annotation, biological process: ceramide biosynthetic process; sphingomyelin biosynthetic process. Bases 572 to 2539 code for a protein of 655 amino acids. The transcript has 6 exons. Gene Ontology annotation, molecular function: sphingomyelin synthase activity; ceramide cholinephosphotransferase activity. Lineage: Eukaryota; Metazoa; Arthropoda; Copepoda; Harpacticoida; Harpacticidae. Gene Ontology annotation, cellular component: endoplasmic reticulum membrane; Golgi membrane. The record is from RefSeq and is a predicted model, not a curated record.
ACAAAUGACGGAGCGAAUUCCUGCUACCAGAAAUUUCCGCGAUCAGGCUCCCGAAACCAGUUUCUUUAUAUUAUCAGGAGAAUAGACGUCACUGUUUCUGGUACUACUGGGGAAAUCAUCUUCGGCGACGGUCUAGUGAACAAGAGCGGUCGUUCUCGGAGAAGAGUGAUAACUCCCUUUGGUCGGACAGCAUUUCCUGUUCUAAGGGCAGAUUACGAAAUAAAGAGCCGUUGGCUUCCUUCCCUAAUCAGUUGUGCUACAGAAGCAACCAGAAGGGUCAAUACUUCUCGAAUAAGCAAUUGCAAACUCGAGUAACGAAUUCCGUGCCAAGCACCUUUUUUUUGCCACAAGUGCCAAGGUCAGUGUCCAAGUUGGCUCUUUGUUCGCGACAUACUCGUCUUCUUCCUCCGCUAUUGCAUUGAUUCAGAAGAUGUUUGUCUCGUUGAAUGUUUAUUUAAAAGUCUCUUGACUGAUUCAGACCCAAGUGACAGAAUGUUGAACUGUUUCUGACAUUGCUCGCCUCAACUCGUCUCGCAUCGAAAUCAAUUCCGUGGAUUGGAUCUACCCUAACAUGGGUCAAGAUGAGCUCGUCCUUAAGAUCCCUUCGGAGGACAGUGUCGAUUCGUCGUCGGAUCCAAGCCCGAAACCCCCGUCCCCCACCAAACUGAUUGGAGGCUCGUCUUUGGUCUCGGGGAACAUGUCGGCCCGGAUCUCGUCGAGUAGCAAGAGCAACAAAUCUCACUCUCGGGAGUCCAGUGGGGCUAGCGUGAAAUUCGUGAACUCGCCCCCGCAUCAUAUGCACCACCCUCAUCACCUCAAUCAUCAUCGGCGAAACGCCAGUAAGGGCAGCACCGAGUCCCAUGUAGUCAUACUGACCCCUUCCGAAGAUCUCACCGUGUCGGAUCGGCUCUCUCCUGAGGACGACGAUGAUGAACAGAGUGACUUGUCAGAGGACGACCGCCUCCUACCUCCGUCCAUUGAACAGGACGAGAUCCACGGGGAGGACCUCGGCCCUAAUGUGAAUCUGAGAAUGCUACCCGCUGAUGAUGCCAAAACCCAUGGUGGCAGUUAUGGAUCUUUUACUGAUCUCAACGAGCACGAUCCUGAGAGCGAGGUCAAUCCGAAUCCUCGAGGGUCCUCUUUACCUCGAGGCGCAACCCAAAGUCAGAGUGGUGGGAAAGCCAAGGGUAAAGUGCCCGCAGAGAAACAUUCCAAUCCCCACCCGGCCAACGCGAACGAUGGUCGGCCUCGCCAACGCGGCACGGGUGAUACGAAUUCCCGCGAAAGAAGCUCUGUGAUAUCAAGCAGUGGUGCUUACUUUCAACAAACAGGAGCCAGCAGUGUGCACGAUAGUUGCUCAUCCGACGAUGAAGCUGGCCGAACCAACGCCAAUGGAUACGUGCGGAGGAAAUCUCGUCAUCCCAAGAACUCCUCCGUGCGUAUUGAGGUGGACGGGCCAGUCCCGGCUUCUGAGAGCGCUAAUCAUACCACAGUAGAGCUGGAGGAGAUCCCCUGCGAACCUUUAAAGACUUUAUUCUCCUUCGUGUUCUUGUUUUUGGCCUGGUUGGCCACCACCACUAGUUUAGCUCUGACUCAUGAACGGGUGCCCGACAUUGCACCCUUGCCAGAUAUCUUCCUUGAUAAUGUCCAGUACCAGCCGUGGGGUUUGGACGCUUCCGAGAUCGUGAUCAUGAUCGCUACCAUGUCAGCAUUUGCCUUGGCCCUCUUUCACCAGCAUCGGUUCAUUGUGUUCCGGCGAAUCUUCUUCUUGGCCGGGAUCCACUAUUUUUAUCGGUCUGUGACCUUUUAUGUGACCGUAUUACCCAAAGCGGAUCCCACUUACACGUGUGCCCCCAAGUCUGAACAUCUUACGUUCAUGGUGAUUGCGCAGAGAGUCCUCAAACUGUUGGGAGGCAUGGGACUGUCCAUCAAUGGACGCCAUGUCUACUGUGGGGAUUACAUCUACUCGGGCCACACUAUGACGCUACUAAUGACCUAUUUGGUGAUUCAAGAAUAUUCUCCCCGUCGUUGGUUCAUUCUUCGUUGGAUAUCGCUGGCCACCACCGUGGGUGGAGUGAUCACAUUGCUCUUCGCUCGCGGACAUUACUCAGUGGACGUGAUCAUUGCGUACUGGAUCACCACGAGAUUGUGGUGGAUCUACCACACCAUGGCCGACAACCAACAUGUGGUGCACGCCGAUAAUACCACCAAUCGACUCACCAAAUUCUGGUGGUGGUAUGUGUUCGUCUACCUAGAAGGCAAUGUGCGUCAACCCCUACCCAAAGGCUACAGUUGGCCUUUGCCCAAGCAAGUUCAACACGUGCCCGCUCUCAUCUGGACCAAGAUCCGAGGGGGUGGCGAGGAUUCGAACACGGGCGCCGAAGACGGCAACGAUGCCUACCCCGACAAUGACCCUGAAGCGGGUCGUCCGUCUUUGGGUCAUGCUGUGAGCGCUGAAGGUCGACGAGGUCGGGGAGGAGAAGGAGGAGGGGCAGGGGGUCCUGGGUCGAGCUCGACUUCCGCCGCCUCGCUUCGAUGACCCUGGGAGAGCUUCACUUGGUUACGUGUAUAAUUCAUUCUGAUUGCUAGAAUCCACCUCUUUGGCUUACCACUUUUGAGCUGAAUGUGUCUGGAUUGAUUUCGAAUACCGUUUUGUCCCCCUAGCGGCUAGAUUUAGAAACUACUGGCCUCGGCGUGGAUCGAUCCGGUUAUGACGCGAUACUAGAAAUGGUGUAUUCCUCAAAGUGCCGUAAUAAUUUUUAAUAGAUUUUCCCAGGAGACCGUGUAUUUUGACCCAACCCCCUGAAUAAGAAGCGACGUUGCCUUAUUACUACUACUACUACUACUAUUACUGAUGCCCCUAAUCUACUCCUGUCUCUUUAAACAUAUUAUAUGAUUGUCUUUGGAUCUCCCUCUAUAUUCCACAACUUAUCGUUAUUUUUACUGUAAGUUCCAAAGAAACCGUCUAUCACAUACAUACAUACAAACAUACAAGCAUUAUUCUCCCCAAGUAUGAACAUCGACCUUUACCACGCCAAAUAAAUCUAUGACAACUACA